AACGGUUUCCGGGUUUCCCUUCCUGGGCUGGGACAGCGGCAAGAGGCAAAAAAAAGCUCCUGUUGAUUAACAAGUAUUCAAAGUUACGCUCAGGUAUCCAGUAAGCAGCAGCAAUGUCUCAGUCUGGAGAGAAAGGGAAGUUCCCAGAUGCAGCAGGUUAUGUCGGGUUCGCCAACCUCCCGAACCAAGUGCACCGAAAGUCGGUAAAAAAAGGGUUUGAAUUCACCCUCAUGGUUGCAGGGGAGUCUGGUCUGGGCAAAUCAACGCUUAUAAACAGCCUGUUUCUCACUGAUCUCUACCCUGAACGCUACAUCCCCGGUGCUGCAGAGAAGAUCGAGAGGACAGUGCAGAUCGAGGCGUCGACUGUGGAGAUCGAGGAGCGAGGGGUGAAGCUGCGCCUCACCGUGGUCGACACCCCCGGAUACGGCGACGCCAUCAACAGCCAGGACUGCUUCAAGACCAUCAUCCAGUACAUCGACAAUCAGUUCGAGCGAUACCUCCACGACGAGAGCGGCCUGAACCGAAGACACAUCGUGGACAACAGGGUGCACUGCUGCUUCUACUUCAUAUCUCCGUUUGGACAUGGCCUAAAGCCUCUGGAUGUGGAGUUUAUGAAGGCCAUCCACAGCAAAGUCAACAUAGUCCCGGUCAUUGCCAAGGCCGACACGCUGACACUGAGGGAGAGGGACCGCCUGAAGAGGAGGAUCCUGGACGAGAUCGCAGAGCACGGGAUCCGGAUCUACCAGCUGCCCGACGCCGACUCAGACGAGGACGAGGAGUUCAAGGAGCAGACCCGAGUCCUGAAGGCGAGCAUUCCCUUCGCUGUGAUUGGCUCCAACCAGUUGAUUGAGGUGAAGGGGAAGAAGAUCCGUGGUCGUCUCUACCCCUGGGGAGUCGUUGAGGUUGAGAACCCUGAGCACAAUGACUUCCUCAAACUACGCACCAUGCUUGUGACCCACAUGCAGGACCUCCAGGAGGUAACCCAGGAUCUGCACUACGAGAACUUCCGCUCAGAGAGGCUGAAGACAGCGGGCAGGGCUGUGGACGAGGACGAGGUGGAUAAAGACCAGAUCCUUCUGCAGAAAGAGGCAGAGCUGAGACGCAUGCAGCAGAUGAUCGCUCAGAUGCAGGCACAGAUGAAGAUGAAAUCAGACGAGUGAAAGAGUUGCAGUGGAAGGGAAACGCUGUGAUCCGAACCUCCCCCAACACACACACACACACACACACACACACACACACACACACACACACACACACACAAACACACACACAC
This is a messenger RNA of Anoplopoma fimbria (sablefish), 1273 nucleotides long. RefSeq lists its product as uncharacterized. The transcript has 12 exons. Gene Ontology annotation, cellular component: septin ring; septin complex; synaptic vesicle. The coding region runs from base 114 to 1160 and encodes 348 amino acids. The record is from RefSeq and is a predicted model, not a curated record. Gene Ontology annotation, molecular function: GTPase activity; GTP binding; molecular adaptor activity. Lineage: Eukaryota; Metazoa; Chordata; Actinopteri; Perciformes; Anoplopomatidae. Gene Ontology annotation, biological process: cell division; regulation of exocytosis; cytoskeleton-dependent cytokinesis.